AUGACCCUGGCCAUCAGUCACAUGAUCAUGACCCUGGCCAUCAGUCACAUGAUCAUGAUCCUGGCAGACUCUGUGUUGUUCUCGUUGCAUACCGAGGCACCGAAAAACCUCCUGCUCUUUCUUGUAUAUAAGCUGGAGGCAACUUCCAAUGUUGCAGUGGCUCUGGAGCUGGGGACACGAGAUGCCCCAUCUUGCAAUGUAGAGAGCAUCACGGGGCUAAGUGAGCAGGUGGACGUACGCAAACUACAGCAUCUAUCUGAGGCUCCGGCCCAAUUUGGAGAUCCCCAAAACAACAAGCAUGGGUGGGAGCAAAGGUUUUAUGCUGUGGAGCUCAGCGGCUGUUUUCUCACCGGUCUGUCCGUCCGUCUGUCCCACGUGGCACCUGAUAAGCAGGACGAGACCUUCAUAUGUCGCAUUGGAGAGAUCAGGGUCCUGGAUGUCUCUGUGCCGCCGUCCCUUCCCCCGCAGCCCUCCGAUAUCUCACUCUCCCACCUUCGUUGGAACCGGAAUUCGCAGACGGAUCAGCUGUUUGUAAGCUUGACCCUCCAUUGGACUCACCCCUCAGGCAGCGCCCGUCAUUUCAGAAUAUAUUGCCGCGGGGUCACCUGCCUGCGCGCACCCGCCUCUCGAGCUCACCUCUUGGGCUUGACUCACGCUUGUGUCUAUCGCGUGGUAGACCUGGCCGUGCCCAACCCCUGUCCUCCUGCCCCGGGACGACUGGAGUUUGCCAUCCAACCGGUUAGUAAAGAUGGACUUGAAACGUUACCGCUGGAAUGGGGGCAUCUGGUUCUUGAAUACGUAGAGCAGACUCACACUGAGGUUUGACCCGGAGAAUAUAUGCCAAAGGCAAUCGACGCUCCAAACCUGCUGCAU
Molecule: messenger RNA, 873 nt
Organism: Spea bombifrons (plains spadefoot toad)
Lineage: Eukaryota; Metazoa; Chordata; Amphibia; Anura; Pelobatidae
Product: cytosolic endo-beta-N-acetylglucosaminidase-like
Exons: 6
Coding region: 1-825 (274 amino acids)
Source: RefSeq, a predicted model, not a curated record